Molecule: messenger RNA, 7210 nt
Organism: Cyprinodon tularosa
Lineage: Eukaryota; Metazoa; Chordata; Actinopteri; Cyprinodontiformes; Cyprinodontidae
Gene: adgrl3.1
Product: adhesion G protein-coupled receptor L3.1
Exons: 26
Coding region: 626-5410 (1594 amino acids)
Biological process (GO): cell surface receptor signaling pathway; synapse assembly; brain development
Cellular component (GO): axon; glutamatergic synapse; cell-cell junction
Molecular function (GO): carbohydrate binding; G protein-coupled receptor activity
Source: RefSeq, a predicted model, not a curated record
CCGAGCUUUCGCCGCGCUCCUAAAUUGGUUUGUCAUUUCUGACCCCCUCCCUCCCAUACCUCCUCUCUCUGUUGCUCUCUCUCUCUCUGACCACGGUCCUCUGCUCCUCUGCGCCUGUGGACUUCAACUGAAGUCAGUUAAGAACAUAAGGAGAGAGACGGGGGAGGGAAGAAGGGAGGACCGGGAUACAGACAGACGGAUAGAGGAGGGGAGAGAGAGAGAGAGAGAGGGAGAUACGCCUCUGUCCUCUCCGGCUCUCCACUGGGCUUGUAGUGCAUUUGGACGGAGUAUAGCCUUUUUUUUUCCUGAUCGGGAUCCUAAGCACGCAGCUAUAGCUUUAUUCCCAUCUCUUCCUGCAGGGAACGCUUGUCCGGGCUCCCUUUAUUUGCAGCAAGCCGUAGACCAAACAGCGAUCAGCAAGUGAAACAACCGACUGGGAAGAUAUAUUUGCGUCCUGGUUCCCAGUUAAGAAAAACCAUCUCUCCUCAGUGCUGGAUGUGUACAUAUUUGCGCUCAGAUCCCUGCUGCUGGUGAUCGGGUCGAGGACAUCCUGCUGCCAAUGAGAUGUGAUUCUCUGCCUUUUCAUUUCGCUCCAACAAAAGAAAAUACACACUAACCGGCCUGUAUGGUGUCAGAAACGCUGAGCUGUGAAAGGAACAGCUCAGUACUCGAGCGCCUGGGCUCAGCAGGAAGAACCUCCGCAACCACUUCCAGGUGGAAAUCAGACACCAUGUGGGCCAGCUGCUUGAUCUUCUUCUCAGCUUUGAUCGCACCUAUUGCCAUAGUGCAUGGCCGUGCUCCCAUCCCCAUGGCUGUGGUGCGCAGGGAGCUAUCUUGCGAGUCAUACCCCAUUGAACUACGUUGCCCUGGCACUGACGUCAUCAUGAUCGAAAGCGCCAACUACGGCCGCACUGACGACAAGAUCUGCGAUUCGGACCCAGCUCAAAUGGAGAACACCCGAUGCUACCUUCCUGAUGCGUACAAGAUCAUGUCACUCAGAUGCAACAACCGUACCCAGUGUGCUGUGGUAGCAGGACCGGAUGUUUUCCCUGAUCCCUGUCCGGGGACAUAUAAAUACCUGGAAGUUCAGUAUGAGUGUGUUCCCUACAAAGUAGAACAAAAAGUAUUUCUCUGCCCGGGCAUCCUACGGGGAGUUUACCAGAGCGAACAUCUUUUUGAGUCUGACCACCAGUCAGGUGCUUGGUGCAAAGACCCUCUUCAAGCCUCUGAUAAGAUAUACUACAUGCCUUGGACCCCGUACCGCACAGACACCUUAACCGAGUAUUCAUCCAAAGAGGAUUUCAUCGCAGGCCGCCCCACCACCACAUACAAACUUCCGCAUCGCGUGGAUGGGACCGGUUUUGUGGUCUACGAUGGUGCACUGUUCUUCAACAAAGAGCGCACACGCAACAUCGUAAAGUUCGACCUGCGCACGCGCAUCAAGAGUGGCGAGGCCAUCAUUGCCAACGCCAACUACCACGACACAUCUCCAUACCGCUGGGGAGGCAAGUCCGACAUUGACCUUGCAGUAGAUGAGAAUGGGCUAUGGGUGAUCUACGCAACAGAGCAGAACAACGGGCGCAUUGUGGUGAGCCAGCUCAACCCUUACACCCUGCGUAUUGAAGGCUCAUGGGACACUAGCUACGACAAACGUUCUGCUUCCAAUGCUUUCAUGAUAUGCGGUGUCCUGUAUGUCGUUAAGACCGUGUACGAAGAUGAUGACAAUGAGGGGACAGGAAACAAGAUUGACUACAUGUACAACACAGACAAGAGCAAGGAAAUGACAGUUAAUAUACCAUUCCCUAACUCCUACCAAUAUAUAGCUGCAGUGGAUUACAACCCAAGAGACAACCUGCUGUAUGUUUGGAAUAACUACCACGUGGUCAAGUAUUCACUGGACUUUGGCAACAAUGACUACCGUCCACCUCUCCUGCUUCCGCCAAGCCGUGCCACCACCACACGUUCCCCUCCCUACUACACCACCCCAAGGCCUCUCCUGACCACCUCCCCUGUCCAACGGUACAGAACAACUACCACAGUCCGCCAGCCCUUGCUUGUCCCUGCGGGACCGUCAUCUGUCAAUCACAUUCCAGAAGGCCCUCCGAAAGUUGUCAGAUUCCCUCCAGCACUAGUCCCACCAGUGGCACCACAGCCCCCCGCCCUGCCUCCACAGGACUUCUGCAGUCCGAGGGUGGCCGCAGACAUAUCAUGGCCACGGACGCAGCAAGGCCAGACGGCCAAGCAGCCCUGCCCUGUGGGAACCCUGGGUGUGGCCACAUACGUUUGCAUGCCCCACUUGGGCUACUGGGACCCUAAAGGUCCUGACCUCAGCAACUGCACAUCACCAUGGGUCAACCACAUCAUGCAGAAACUUCGUUCAGGCGAGACGGCAGCUAUUGUGGCCAGGGAGCUGGCAGAGCAGACCAAAGGACUUCUGCGUCCUGGAGAUGUGCCAUCCACAGUGCGCGCCAUGGCCCAGCUAGUCGAACUCUUGGAUGUCCAACUCAGGAAUCUCACCCCCGGAGGCAAGGAUAGUGCUGCCCGCAGCCUCACUAAGCUUCAGAAGAGAGAAAGGUCCUGCAGGUUUUUCACACAGGCAAUGGUUGAGACGGUAAAUAAUUUGUUGCAUCCAAGAGCUCAGGCCGCAUGGAAAGAGCUGCCUACCAGUGAGCAGCUGCACUCAGCCACUCUGCUCCUCGACACCGUGGAAACGGGCGCUUUCAUGUUGGCCGACAACCUCCUGAAGACAGACACGGUGCAGGAAACCACCGACUACAUCCAGCUGGAGGUAGCCAGGCUAAGCACAGAUGGAAACCUUGCGGAUCUGACGUUUCCACAGUCGGAGCAACAUGGAAACUCCAUCCAGCUGUCAGCGAGCACUCUUAAACAGAACGGAAGAAAUGGUGAGAUCCGGAUGGCCUUUGUCCUGUACAGGAACUUAGGUUCAUACCUGCCAACAGAAAAUGCCAGUGUUAGGUUGAGCAGCGAGGCAGUUUAUCCUAAUCACUCGGUUAUUGUCAACUCCCCGGUCAUCACGGCGUCGAUCAACAAGGAAAGCAAUAAGGUCUACCUUUCUGACCCUGUGGUCUUCACAGUUCAACACCUUCAGCAGUCGGAGAAGAAUUUCAAUCCCAACUGUUCUUUCUGGAGCUACUCCAGGCGCACCAUGACGGGAUUCUGGUCUACGCAGGACUGCCGACUGCUCGCCACCAACCGCACACACACCAGCUGCUCCUGCACCCACCUCACCAGUUUUGCAGUGCUUAUGGCUCACGUAGAGGUCAAGAAAGCAGACAGUAUGCAUGACAUGCUCCUGGACGUCAUCACGUGGGUCGGGAUCCUGCUGUCGCUGGUUUGCCUGUUGAUCUGCAUCUUCACCUUCUGCUUCUUCAGAGGCCUGCAAAGCGAUCGCAACACCAUCCACAAGAACCUCUGCAUCAGUCUGUUUAUCGCUGAGUCACUAUUUCUGGUCGGGAUUAACAAGGCCGAUCAGCCGAUCGUCUGUGCAGUCUUUGCGGCCUUGCUCCAUUUCUUCUUCUUGGCAGCCUUCACCUGGAUGUUCUUGGAAGGGGUGCAGCUCUACAUCAUGCUGGUGGAGGUGUUUGAGAGCGAACACUCCAGGACUAAGUACUUCUACCUGGCAGGAUAUGGAGUGCCAGCUGUCAUAGUGGCCGUCUCUGCCGCGGUGGACUACAGAAGCUACGGCACUGACCGAGUAUGCUGGCUGCGCCUGGAUACAUACUUCAUUUGGAGCUUCAUAGGACCUGCUACUCUCAUUAUCAUGCUGAAUGUAAUCUUCCUUGGCAUCGCCCUUUAUAAGAUGUUCCAUCAUACAGCCAUCCUCAAACCAGAUUCUGGUUGUCUGGACAACAUCAAGUCCUGGGUGAUCGGCGCAAUCGCCCUGCUGUGUCUGCUCGGCCUGACCUGGGCUUUCGGCCUCAUGUACAUCAACGAGAGCACGGUGAUCAUGGCCUACCUUUUCACCAUCUUUAACUCCCUGCAAGGCAUGUUCAUCUUCAUCUUCCAUUGCAUCCUCCAAAAAAAGGUCCGUAAAGAAUACGGCAAAUGCCUACGUACUCACUGCUGCAGCGGCAAGAGUGUGGAGACGUCCAUCUCCUCAUCCAGUAAGACCACCACCUCACGGACCCCUGGCCGCUACUCUACAGGCUCACAGGUGAGCUUACCUGCCUGCACACCUGGACGCUACAGUACAGCAGAUUCACAGAGUCGUAUCAGACGGAUGUGGAAUGACACUGUGAGGAAACAGGAGUCCUCCUUCAUCACUGGAGACAUCAACAGCUCCGCCACGCUCAACAGAGGAGCCAUGGCUAAUCAUCUUAUAACUAAUGCUCUCCUUCGUCCCCAUGGUACUAACAAUCCCUAUAACACUCUCCUGGGGGACUCGGCAGUCUAUAACAACCCAGCUGUGGGCAUGUACAACACCCAAGCACCUUACCGAGACACAAAGAGCAUCCUGAACAACGCCAGGGAUGCUAGUGUUAUGGAUACUCUUCCUCUUAACGGUAACCAUCCGAACAACUUCAGUAUGGCCAGCAGCGAGUACUUGAGCGACUGCGUUCAGAUCCUGGAUCGGAGCAGCGGUUACGGUACCCACAGUAACCACAAAGAGACAACUUUGGAGAAGAAGAUCCUCAAGGAGCUGACAUCUAACUACAUUCCCCCGUACCUCAACAACCAUGAGAGGGCUACCACAGAGCGUAGUCACAACCUGAUGAACAAGCUGGUCAACAGCAGUAUGGCCAAUGGAGGGAGUCUGGCCGGGGGCAGCAGCAGCUCUAGCAGUGGAGUGGGUGGCUGUGUGGGCAGCAGUAAAGAGGACAACAGUCCCAUAGUACUGGACAACCCAGCCGCUUUUCCCCAUGAGGAGAACCUCGGUUUGGAGAUCAUCCGAGAGGAGUCCAACGCUCCCCUCCUGCCACCAAGGCCUCCUCCACCGGACAGCCAUCCGCCCCCUCCGCCUCCUCCUCACAGCUUUUCCCGGCAGCGACGCAUUGCCCAGGAGCCCAGCGAGAGCUUCUUUCCCCUGCUGACCAAUGAGCACACUGACGAGCACACGCAUUCACCGAACCACAGAGACUCGCUUUAUACAAGCAUGCCGGUUUUGACAGACCUCCCUGACGGGCAGAUGAACGGCCUGACGGAUGGAGAAGAGGACAGCUCUGGGGAGCUCCAGCCCUGUAAGAGUGCCACGGCUCCUGAGCUGGAUGAUGUAUACUAUAAGAGCAUGCCAAACUUAGGCUCCAGGAAUCACCUUCAUGAGCUACAGAACUACUACCACAUGGGCCGCGGUGGCAGCGAUGGAUAUAUGGUGUCAGGGAGCAAGGAGGAGUCUGAUUCAUCUCCAGAGGAGCCACCAGUGGACCCUUCUCAUCUGGUCACCAGUCUAUAGAGCCCACUGAGUCCUGUAUCCAUCCUGAACCCAGUUUGACUUUUUCAAAGUUCAUGUAAAAUCAUUAUGUGUUGCUGACUGACAGACAGAGCUGGCCCGGUCCUGGAUUGAUACACUGUUUGAAAUAACAAUGGGUCAUGACAAUAUGGCUGAGAUUCUACUGGUCCAUUCAGAAAAUGUGUUGUCAUAAAUAGUGCAAACUGAAAGAGAUGGGUCAUCAAAAUAAUCUGCAAGCAUCAAACAGGAAUGGGAAGGAUAGACUUGGAGCACGGUGGGAUUCUGCAAUUCUAACGCAACUGCGGCUUUAAUUUGGAAUCUUGGACUGAUUGUAAUCCUGCAGGCUCCUCCCCCAGUAUGGACCUCUAGCAGAUUCUAGCAAAUAGUCUCCACUCACACCUCUACUUGGGCCCAAGCCCUGGUUAUUGGAGCUCUGUGUCUGUCUGUGUAUCUGUCUCUCCGUCAAAACUCUUAUGCUGAAAUGGUAGAGCAGAACCUUCAAAGAUAAACUGUCCCAAAGGUGGCAUCACAUUCCUGCCAGUCGAGUGAAGGAUGUAUUAUAUAUGCCCUCACUGAUGAUCAUCCACGAAAAAACCCAUAUCAUUCUGGCAGUUCAACUGCACCCAUAUCACAAGGAUAUUCUGAACUUACUUUCUGUUGGUAUCUGCUAAAACUGGAGAUGUUUACGGGCCGGUAUGUCUACGGAAAACAAAGAGGGAAUAUAAUGUAACAAAUGAAUUAACUAUGGGGAAAAAAAGGGUUUAUCUAUUCUCCGCUCCUCUGUAAAGGUUUUUCAUCACCAGAAGGAUUGCGAGGAACCACAAACUGUUUAUGUAUUGUACAGAAUAAAAUAACAGAUACAGACGUUGCGAUUCUUUUAUUUUUGGAUUUUACGUUGCAAACUUUGUGUCUCUGGGACUGUUCAGAAGUGUCACAAUGAAAUAUAUUCCGGUCACGGACUGACCUCAGAGGGAGCAAGGAAAAAUCUUUUUGUGUCAUUUUUUUCGUAAAUAUGACAAGCACUCCUUAAUUAAUAUGCAUUUAACCUACGCACACAGCAUUCUGGUUAUUUUAUAGCAACAGCACUGUCACAUUUUUGCAAAUCAUUUCUUACUGUAUGCUUUACCACUGUGUACAACUGUGUUAAACUGGAUGGAUAAAAUGAGGUGAUAAAGGAAGAGAUACCUUUAGGAGAGCUGGGUUUCUGGUCAAGGAGUCUGGACUGGAAGUACAAAGAUGGACCUAAUAGACAGAGAUAGUCACAUUAGACUGCUUUAUAAAAUAUGUCAUUUUUAUUGCCAAGUUAUUUUAACUUACAUUCAUUGCUUCCCUGUUUAAAAUGAAGAAACAGCUGUUCUCUAAUCUACUGUAAAAACAGGUGAGGUGUGACGAUUCUGAUUAGAACGUGCACAUGACAGCUCUCCAAAAACCGAGAAAGCCAAUGUUUACUAAUUAAGGAGGAAAUAAAUCUUACAAAUGUAUGAAGUGUAGCUUGCACACAUGUCCCACAAACGCCCCUUCAUUCCCCCCAAGAGAGAAAUUAUUUAUUUAUCUGUUUAUUGGUUUAAAGACUGCAAAAGAAGCUCAGAGGGAAGGAGGCUGGCUUCAGGGAAGGAAGGAUUUAAUGUGGCACUGGGCUUGUUUGUUUUUUUUUAAGUUAUUACAAUUAUGAUUAUCAUUACAAUAUUACUGAUAAUUAUUUAUUCUUUUUGUAUGGGUUCCAAGUUGAAUGAUCUCAUAACUAAUAUUUGUUGUAACAGUGAAAGUUGUUUGCCAACAAAUAAAUUACUGACAUAGCUUUGA